AUGUGUCUGAUCAUUCUCAUUUUCCUUGAGUUCACCCAAAUCCUUUGCCAAUAUCCCUAUCAAAUCGCAAAUAGCCUGAUCUUCAAGCGAUAUUUAUCAAUCAGUGAUGAAUUCGAAUUGAAUCGAUGGAUCUCUUCAAUGUUCUACUUCCGAGAUUGCGUGGGAAAUGAGUACGAUUUGCGAGCCACUGAUUUUAUCGAUGAGAGAAUCGCGCAGAGAAGAGCUUUUGAGAAAAAUCCCAAGUUGUUGAAUGUUCUUAAUGCAAGUUUUGUUGGGGAGGAUGUGACGAGUCUGAACUUUAUUCUUGAAGAUCAUAGUUCUACUAGGAAGAUCUCUGAAUUCCACGCGAGAUUUUCUAAAUACGAUGUUCUGAAGAAGGAAGCUUAUUCGCCCGAACAAGGUUGGAGAAUUGAUUACGAACAUGAGCAAUGUUGA
This is a messenger RNA of Caenorhabditis angaria, 435 nucleotides long. NCBI's taxonomy places the organism in Eukaryota, Metazoa, Nematoda, Chromadorea, Rhabditida, Rhabditidae. The record is from the annotation of a GenBank genome assembly.